Messenger RNA from Atta colombica, 1722 nucleotides. RefSeq lists its product as uncharacterized. The record is from RefSeq and is a predicted model, not a curated record. Bases 1 to 1233 code for a protein of 410 amino acids. NCBI's taxonomy places the organism in Eukaryota, Metazoa, Arthropoda, Insecta, Hymenoptera, Formicidae. The transcript has 3 exons.
AUGUCACCUCAUUUUCGUUCCGAUCACGACGCGGUGACGAUGGGUUCCCUCAUCAUUGUUUUAACCGUCUUCGCUGUAUAUUGCAGUGCGGUGUAUUGUGACACACUUCCGACUAAGGUCGCUAAACCAGAAGAUACCGUUCUCCUCGAAAGAAACAAUGCUAGUCAUGCGACAAUUGAGAAGGGAACCUUUUGGAAGAAUCUCAGUCUAUCGAAACGCAAACCGACGAAAGUGAUAGAGUCGAGGAAUCUGGAUAACAUAAACAACGGUAUGGAUAAAAGGAAAGGGCGAUUUUUAAGUAGUUUAGCCUUUCUAACUGGUCUCAGCUUCGGUGAAUUAGCCACCGUGGCAUCUUCCACUAUGAAGAAUAUCGCUAAGAUACCACAAAUGCUUAGCAUAAAUCUAGGUUCUUCCAAAACGUCACCGUACUUCGCCGCCUAUUAUAGUCAAUAUCCAUAUACUCCCUUGUUACCUUAUCCGCUCAUUUAUCCCGGUGCCUUUGGACUCGCGCCGAUGAUUGACGCCGCGAAACCCCAGACGUCGCAGAACGAUUUAACGCCGCAAGUGAUAAAUCUGUUCGACAAUAGACCGAACGAUAUUGCGGAAAAUAACGAAGACUAUACAGAUGCAGAGACGUCCAACGUGGGCAACGGGGCUGAUGAUCGCAUAAGAUUGCGAGCCGAAGCUGAUCGAAACGCGGAAGAGAAGAAUACGAUACGCGGAUGUAAAGAGGGUCAACGGAGACGAGCCAAUGUGAAAGAAACAGCCAGAGAGCGUGAAUAUCUUCACGAGAAUGCCGUUGAUUUGCGAGCAAGCUCGAAUUUUCACCGAGUUCAGAAUUCGACGGAAGAACUAGAUAAUGAUACAACAUCAGAUAAACCUACUAUGAGACCAAAUACUACUACGACAAUUUUACCUGACAAUACAACGCAUCACCACCAUCAUCAUCAUCAUCAUAUCUUCCCGGGAUAUUAUGGUGGGUAUCCACAGAAUAUACACCACGUGGAUCUCACAACAUCGCAUCCUUACAAUCAGAUCGGUUACAAUGCACCGGAUGAACAUAAUUUUUAUCAAGACGACAAAUAUAAUGUCUACCAAAGCUUUAAUCCAUCUCUUUCGGCGCCAUUCCCAUCCGAUCAACCAAACGAAUUCGCAAGCACGGAUUAUAACAGAGUGUAUCCUUCUGGAUAUCCACCAUUAAAUAUCAGUGACGGUUUUAUACCUCUAAAAUAAAUGAUAUUCUUUACAAAGCUCAUUAACGUCUAUUAUGAAGUAGAUCAUGUCUAAUGAGUUUAUAAAAAUAAGAAUGUAUUUUUAAUUAAAAAUUACUUAUACAAAGUUAAAAUAAUUUUUAAGCUAAUUUAGUAUACAAAUUGAUAGUGUGUUUAUAUAUAAGAUUGCAAUUUAUUACGUACCUACUAUGCAUUAUAAUUAGUUUUCAAGUUAGUUGUAUUAAAAUUUCGAAAAUUUUUAGAAACGCUUGAUAUAAUUCGUAAUUUUGUAAUUCUGGUAAAACCGACAUAUUUUUGUUAUAAUUUUUAGUUUCUAUGUAUAAUUUUAUUUUUGAUACAUUAGUAAGCAUGUUUUUUUCUUAUACAUUUUUUUUAAUUAUACAAUUUAGGAAAAGGUAAUUAUUCAUGAAAUACUUGUGGCAUUAAUUAACAAAAAACAGAAAUGCAUAUUGUACUGUCAAUUAUUGAAAUAUAUUGCCUAUCAGUUUUA